UAGUCUCCAUGACAGCUUUUGCGUCGUACACAGAUUGAAGUGUCGUAAAGACAUCCUCCCCCUUCCCACGUGACGCUCCAGAGUGUAUUCUUGUUGUGUGUGCUCAUGAGUCUCCAGUAGACCUCUCUGUUUCAGUGAACUGGACCUAAAAGCAUGGAGGGAACCGACGAAUUCUCCAAGUACCGCUCACCGCUCGUUUCCAGAUAUGCUAGCAAGGAAAUGGCCUUCAACUUUAGCGACAGGAAAAAGUUUAGCACCUGGAGGAAGCUGUGGAUCUACCUCGCUAAAGCUGAAAAGGUUCUGGGUCUGCCCAUCACUGACGCUCAGAUCCAGGAGAUGGAGGCACACGCCGACAACAUCGACUUCUCCAUGGCUGCUGAAGAAGAGCGUAAACUCCGGCACGACGUGAUGGCUCACGUCCACACGUUCGCUCACUGCUGCCCCACCGCCGCUCCCAUCAUUCAUCUGGGGGCCACUUCCUGCUAUGUUGGGGACAACACUGAUCUCAUCAUGUUGCGUGACGGAUUUGACAUCCUGCUGCCAAAGCUGGCCAGAGUCAUCGAUAGGCUGGCAAACUUUGCAGAGAAAUACGCCGACCUCCCUACUCUUGGCUUCACACAUUACCAGCCUGCGCAGCUCACCACUGUGGGGAAGCGGGCGUGUCUGUGGCUGCAGGACUUGGCCAUGGACAUGCGCAACCUGCAGCGAGCGCGAGACGACCUGCGCUUCCGGGGAGUGAAGGGGACCACCGGCACUCAGGCCAGCUUCCUGCAGCUCUUUCAGGGGGACCAUGACAAGGUGGAGGAGCUGGACAGGAUGGUGACAGAGAUGGCUGGCUUCAAAAAAGCAUACCUGGUGACUGGACAGACCUACAGCCGAAAGGUGGACGUGGACUGUCUGUCCACUCUGGCCAGUUUGGGAGCUUCUGUUCACAAGAUCUGCACAGAUAUCCGUCUGCUGGCCAACCUGAAGGAGAUCGAGGAGCCUUUUGAAAAAGAGCAGAUCGGCUCCAGCGCCAUGCCCUACAAGAGGAACCCCAUGCGGGCAGAGCGCUGCUGCAGCUUGGCCCGACACCUGGUGGCGCUGAUGGCCGACCCGCUGCAGACGGCCUCGGUGCAGUGGCUGGAGAGGACGCUGGACGACAGCGCCAACAGGAGGAUUUCUCUGCCCGAGUCGUUCCUGACGGCAGACAUCAUCCUCAGCACCCUGCAGAACAUCACAGAGGGUCUUGUGGUCUAUCCAAAGGUCAUCGAGAGGCACAUCCGCCACGAGCUGCCCUUCAUGGCCACAGAGAACAUCAUCAUGGCCAUGGUUCAGGCUGGAGGAAACAGACAGGACUGCCACGAGAAGAUCCGCGUUCUUUCCCAAGAGGCGGCGGCGGUGGUCAAACAGGAAGGUGGAGACAACGACCUGCUGGCCAGAGUCCAGCGAGACCCGUACUUCGCCCCCAUCCUCGGGCAGCUGGACGCCCUGCUGGAUCCCAGGACCUUCAUUGGGCGCGCUCCUCAGCAGGUUACUAGAUUCUUGUCUGAAGAAGUACGCCCCCUGCUGGAGCCGUUCAAGGCCAAGAUGGACGUCAAGAUUGAACUGGAACUGUAGUGAAAGCAGAACAUAGCAGCAUGAUGGUUUCCACUGGAAUAAAAAAGAUUCUUAUGUUG
Messenger RNA from Oryzias melastigma (Indian medaka), 1658 nucleotides. It is a transcript of the gene adsl, whose product is annotated as adenylosuccinate lyase. Gene Ontology annotation, cellular component: cytosol. Gene Ontology annotation, biological process: 'de novo' AMP biosynthetic process. NCBI's taxonomy places the organism in Eukaryota, Metazoa, Chordata, Actinopteri, Beloniformes, Adrianichthyidae. The transcript is spliced from 12 exons. The record is from RefSeq and is a predicted model, not a curated record. Gene Ontology annotation, molecular function: (S)-2-(5-amino-1-(5-phospho-D-ribosyl)imidazole-4-carboxamido) succinate lyase (fumarate-forming) activity; N6-(1,2-dicarboxyethyl)AMP AMP-lyase (fumarate-forming) activity. The coding region runs from base 154 to 1599 and encodes 481 amino acids.